This is a messenger RNA of Neofelis nebulosa (Clouded leopard), 3329 nucleotides long. RefSeq lists its product as uncharacterized. The coding region runs from base 2643 to 3329 and encodes 228 amino acids. The transcript has 2 exons. NCBI's taxonomy places the organism in Eukaryota, Metazoa, Chordata, Mammalia, Carnivora, Felidae. The record is from RefSeq and is a predicted model, not a curated record.
UUUUUAUUUUCUAGAUUGGUUAUCAGAUCUUUUUUUAAAGGAAGGAAGUACUGUAUUCACUUCAAAUAAUUUAGAGUUUCUCAUUUGACUUUGUUUUUGCCAUGCAAAAAUAACUUAUAGCAGGGGUGCCUGGGUGGCUCAGUCGGCUAAGCGUCCAACUAUUGAUCUCAGCUCAGGUCUUGAUCUCACGGUCAUGAGUUCAAGCCCUGCACUGAGCUCUGCAAUGGGCAUGAAGCCUACUUAAAUACAAAAAAAACCCCAAAAAACCCAAAAACUUUCAACAGAUUAUUGGCCAUUGGUUUAAUACUGUCAGGUGUUCAAUAAUCUACUGUUUCCUCCACUCAUCAAAACUGCCAUCUUUAUUGCUUCUUGGUCUUUUGGCUAAGAUCAAGUAUAACCAUAUACCUUACUUCCUUUAUAUAUCUGAGUAGGUCUGGAUUUUAUAUUUAGUUUUACUGAUCUGUUCAUUUAAUUGCAAAGAUGACUCGGCAGUUAUUAGUUUUAAAACAUAUUUUAGUAUCAGCUAGAGCUACUUCCCCCUUCAUUAUUUUCUUUCAGAAUUUUUGGCUUAUUCAUAUUCUCAUAAUAACUUUCACUCUUAGAAAUUUCUCGUAGAAAAUUCAAAAUUUUUACUGAAAAUUUAAUGGAAUUGCAUGAAAUGUUAGGGAGUUUUGACACUUUGUCACAUGUCUUCCUGUUCUUUUAUUCAAGUCUUAUUUUUUGAGUCCCUUAGAAACAUUAAAAGAAUUCUUUUACUUACACAUUAUGAAAUUCUUUGUAUCUCAUAUUUUUGAUGACCAUUGGUCAUUUUCCAUAGUUUUCUGAUACAUAUAUAUACACAUAAGCACACAUAUAUAAAUGAAGCUUAUUGAUUUGUCAGUGAUUUUUCCAACAAACCUCUGAAUUUUCUAAUUGUUGUCACUGUUUAUAACAGCAUGGUAACUUAUAAAUUUUUCUCUCAGUCUCAGCAGAUGUUCCAAAGAUGGUGAGGAAAGCAAGCUUCUAAGUGUCCCUCAUUCUAAAAUAAAGUCUUAUAAAAAACAUAAAGUUUUGCUACCAUUAAUUUAACUCCUACGUUGUCUAAGAGAGUAAACUAUUUUUUAGGACAUAGUUUUCCAGGCGAAGAAAAGUGGGUGCUUUCUUAUAAGAAACAAGGGGCCCCUCAGAUGCUGAUGUCACUGGGAAACAAAGUGGUAAAGAGAGUUUUGGGGAAAAAUGUACAUAUUUCAGGAUUUGAGAGGGCAAAGUGACUAAGGGGCUAAUUCUCACCUGAGCUCUAGAUGGGCAACCCAUGGAUGGAGCCUGCCUGGAAUGGCUUGGAUUCUCUUGUCCAAGAGGACUCACUGGAGAGACAACAAGACCCACCAGAGCAGGUGGCCAACUGCAUGCCCAGAGGAAACAUUGAGAAGACAGCUGGAGAAGUGGCUGUACCCAUAAGAAGGGAAGUGUAUCUGGAAGUUCCCAGCAGUGGGUUCUCUCAGAAGCUCCCAAUCCAUUCCAGCCAGAGACUACCCACCUAGAGGAAGUAGAGACAAAAUAGAGGUUGAAGAAUUAGAGAAGAAGCUGAUCAUGUACCCUUUUCCCAGGCAGGCUUCCAGUAGGAGGGAGGGUUUUUAUUUAAAACAAGUUUGAAGUAUUGGUGUCUAUAGUGAAUGUUUUUUAAAAUAUUCAUUUGUUUAUUUUUUUGAGAAGGAAAGAGAGAGCAAGCCAGGAAGGGGCAGAGAGAGAGGGAGAGAGAAAUCUUAACCAGGAUCUGCACUGUCAGCAGAGAGCCCAAGGUGGAGCUCGAACCCACAAACUGUGAGAUCGUGAACUGCACUGAAACCAAGAAUCGGAUGCUCAACCAACUGAGCCACCUAGGCGCCCCUAUAGUGAAUAUUUUAUUUAACUAGUUAAAUAGUUAUUAUGAGACUGGUCUUGUAUUUAAAUGUUCAACAGAUUCAGUCUUCAGAAUGAGCAAAGAAAUUACUCAAUCUGUCUCGCAAUGCAUCCAGCAGUAGCAGGGAAAAAAGGGGAUUCACCCAAAUAGAAACUUUGAGUGGCAGUUAGGGGAGAAAUUUUUUGUGUCUUGCCCAAUUUUUUAUGGUGUCCUACUCAUUUCAACAUACCAAUCAUUAGUCAGUGUGGGGUUUCCCAAUAUACAAUCCUACCAUCUGAAAAUUAUUUUUAUUUUACUUCCUCCUCUCCAUCAAAAAAAAAUCUCUAUUUCACUUAUCCAGUUGCCAUAGAGUGAAAUCUAUAAGCAUAUAAAAUGCCAGUAUUCAGAUAAUCGAAACAAUACAUAUUUAACUGGUCAUGCAUCCAAUUUCUCAAGCGCUCCAUCUCAGUCACAUAAUAACAUUCACGAUUUACUGCGGAUUGUACACACAAGAUACUUUAAAAAUUAGACAAAGACACAGUUAUAUUGCCCACGACACAAUCACAAUCCCAUAGGCACAUCACAGGCAUAAUCUCACAGAGCCCAUAACAUACUUUACACAAAAUAGCAAAAUUUUACUCACAAACCCCUUACUAUCGUCUCUCCAAAGUCGCAUGCAGUCUCAAAAACACAUCAACUCGCAUCCUAUUUGAAAAAUUAGACAAACACAGAGACUUUAUCACUUUCCAAACAACUGGUUCCACAACGUCACACGGAGUAACACAUGCCCAAGCUGCACAAGAACGGGCACAAAAAGCUACACGAACUGAAUGCCCGUGUGUGCCAGGCCGCACUCCGAAAGCUGGGGUUUCCUCACGGUGCGGGGCGGGGGUGGGGGACAAAAUUCCUGCCCUCCCCAAGCUCACACCAACUCGGGCUUCCAGUUCCCUCUUCGGCGCUGUCCAGCCUGGACUACCGGUUCCCUCUAGGACGCUCCCUGGCCCGGGCUCCCUAUUCCCUUCUCGGCGUUCCCGGCCCUGGCUCCUUCUGCUUAGGUUCUCGCCUCCCUCCCGUUCUCUCUAGGGCCCAGAACUCUUGCCUUCUUCCCCGGCCUUCCUGGCCAGGUUCCCGCCUCCCUCCUCUGCAUUCCCCCCCAGGUCCCGCCAUCACCCGCCUCCACCGCCUCGGUAGGACCCACCAGCCUCACCUUCGACCACUGGCCAGCGGUCUGCGCCUGCGUACUCCCGCGCAAGCUGUACCUCCCAAGUGUCUCUGCGGCUCAGUCUUUGAAGCCGCAGCCUCCUUGCGCGCGCUCGACAUCCGGGCUUUUCCAGCCUUGAACUACAUUUCCCAAAGCCCCUGUGCAGCUUUUCAAAAGAACUUUGAGCCCUGGGUCCUCUCUGGUUAUCCCUCCAAGUCUUCGCGCUCCGAGUGGCCGCCGGAGUCUGGGCGUGGCGGGCGCGCCCAGUGA